AUGAAACGGAAGUUAAACUCAUACCAGGAGGUCUGUAUCUCCAAGCGCCAGGCAGUCACAAUGGCAUUGCCCAUCCAACUCACUCCAAGUGAAGAGCGCCUUAAACUCCUUCUUCUAGACGUGGCUUCAUUUAUAAAUACGACACGGCCUAGCCCUCGCCCUGUGCAUCUGCGCUGGGCAGGUGGUUGGGUCCGUGAUAAACUUCUUGGCAUUGAGACGCAUGAUAUUGAUGUAGCGAUCAAUUGCAUGACAGGAGAGGAUUUUGGCCGGCAGCUUGGUCAAUUCUGCGAUCUGCCGUCGACAAUUGAGAAGUAUGCGAUAACAAAGAAAGACCUAGGGAAUCUCCACACUAUCAAAGCGAAUCCCGCCAAGUCAAAGAAUCUUGCAACAGCAACUUGCCGCUUGUUCGGCGCGGAGGUUGAUUUCGUCAAUCUACGAAAGGAAGUCUAUACUGAAAAGAGCCGGAAUCCCGAGAUCGAGUUUGGUAGCCCUCAAGAGGAUGCUCUCCGGCGAGAUGCCACAGUUAAUGCACUGUUCUAUAACCUACACACCAGCCAAGUCGAAGAUUUUACGAGUGGCAUUUCAGAUAUGAAGGCUAAGCUCAUCAGAACACCAUUAGAGCCUUUUCAAACCUUUAUGGAUGACCCUCUCCGUGUUUUGAGACUGGUGAGGUUUGCCAGCCGCCUUGGGUUCGCAAUUGACAAGGAGGCUGAGCGGAUGAUGGGGAUUCCCGCGUUCUAG
Parascedosporium putredinis is the source of this 741-nucleotide messenger RNA. The record is from the annotation of a GenBank genome assembly. Lineage: Eukaryota; Fungi; Ascomycota; Sordariomycetes; Microascales; Microascaceae.